Molecule: messenger RNA, 324 nt
Organism: Rhizoctonia solani
Lineage: Eukaryota; Fungi; Basidiomycota; Agaricomycetes; Cantharellales; Ceratobasidiaceae
Exons: 2
Coding region: 1-324 (107 amino acids)
Source: RefSeq, a predicted model, not a curated record
AUGCGGACGAGAACUUUCGACUCUCCAUAUCAUUAUAUCGUCAUCCAAGUGUCGCCUCCGACAGAAACCUUGACCCUUCGCUAUGCAAUUCAAAAGGCCCUACAGCAGCUCUUUGGUCUCACACGAGCAGGUAUCCCAAUCGAUGUGCUAUCCGAAGUCACAGAAAACGUGGACGGGAAGGAAUAUGGAAGGGUGGUGCUCAGAGCUGUCACUGAGGACGUAGAAUUUGUUCUUGCUGCGCUUCCGGUCUGGUCUGAUCCGACCAUAAGAGUGGUUGAGCAUAGCACCUUUCUACCCGGAAUCGAUGUUAAAGAUCUUAAAUAA